This is a messenger RNA of Paracoccidioides lutzii Pb01, 1680 nucleotides long. Its product is annotated as arginine permease. The record is from RefSeq and is a predicted model, not a curated record. Gene Ontology annotation, biological process: amino acid transmembrane transport. Gene Ontology annotation, cellular component: membrane. Gene Ontology annotation, molecular function: amino acid transmembrane transporter activity. The coding region runs from base 1 to 1680 and encodes 559 amino acids. The transcript is spliced from 2 exons.
AUGAAGGAACAAGCUGGCCGUAUAUCGCUGGCCCAAGAUGAAAAGGGGACGAAAAGCGUAAGGGAUAUGACCUGGUCAAGUCAACAACAUGAGUCUGAAGAGGUGGAGGUCCACGCAUCAUUCCAGUUGACUCAACUGAAGAGGAAACUUAAAAGUAGACACCUUCAGAUGAUUGCGAUUGGUGGAACCAUUGGCACAGGUCUAUUCAUCGGAAGUGGCGCUGCAAUUUCAAAAGCUGGUCCUGCUGGCGCUCUGAUCGCAUAUGCCUUUGUUGGCUUUAUCGUCUUCUCCGUCAUAGUUUCGCUUGGGGAAAUGGCUACAUACAUUCCCAUACCUGGCGCUUUUACCUCUUAUGCUACCCGUUUCAUUGACCCUAGCCUUGGUUUUGCUAUGGGCUGGAUAUACUGGUUUUCAUGGGCCGUCACUUUUGCACUCGAGCUGACGGCGACGGGUCUCAUCAUUCAAUAUUGGAAUGAUACUAUCCCCAUCGGAGUUUUCAUAGCUGGUUUUUGGAUUUUUAUUACCGCCAUCAACAUGCUGCCUGUCAGUUUCUACGGCGAGAUCGAGUUUUGGUUUUCCAGCAUCAAGGUCAUCACGGUCAUUGGUUUCAUGAUAUUUGGGAUCUGCAUCAAUGCGGGUGCAGGUCAGCAAGGCUACAUUGGCUUUAAAUAUUGGUACAACCCCGGGGCGUUUGCUCCAUAUCUCCUCGAAGUUAUUGGCAACGACAGAGUCACAACAGCAAAAUUUAUCGGUUUCUGGGCAACUCUUAUCCAAGCCGGGUUUUCAUACCAAGGAACCGAAUUGGUCGGCAUCGCAGCUGGCGAGACUGAAAACCCACGCAAAGUCGUGCCAGCAGCAAUAAAGAAAACCUUUUACCGCAUUCUAUUCCUCUUCGUUCUUACCAUAUUCUUCAUCGGUAUUCUAAUUCCAUACACGAACCAAGAUCUCCUCUCAAAUGCCUCCAACGCCUCGGCUUCUCCAUUCGUCAUCGCCGCCAAACUUGCCGGGGUCAAAACACUCCCAGGCCUCAUCAACGGCGUCCUUCUCACUGUCGUCCUCUCCGCUGCCAACUCCAACGUUUACUCCGGUAGUAGAAUACUUGUGUGUCUAGGCCACGACGGUUGCGCACCCAGAUUAUUCACUAGGGCCACCCGGAGAGGCGUCCCAAUCUUCAGCGUGCUUUUCACUGCCGCUUUUGGCCUGCUCAGCUUCCUCAACCUGUCCAACAGUGGCUCCAUUGUCUUCGAAUGGUUCAUGAACAUCAGCAGUAUCGCCGGCUUUAUUUCAUGGACAUGCAUUAACGGUUGCCACCUUAGCUUCAUGCGCGCUCUUCGCGUCCGGAAUAUUUCCCGCCAUACACUUCCCUACAAGGCACCUUGGCAACCAUACCUUGCCUAUUUUGGCCUCUUUUUUAACGCCUUUAUUAUCAUCACGCAGGGUUUCACUUCCUUCAUACCGUGGAACACAUCGCGUUUCUUCGUUUCGUAUGUUAGUUUGAUUCUCUUUGUUGUCAUGUACACGGCACACAAAAUCGUAUUCAGGACGGCCUUCGUCAAGCCGUGUGAAGCGGAUUUAGAUACUGGUCGGGUAGAACUUGAUGCGGAGACGUGGGAAACACCUAAAAUUACCACAACCUUUUUGGGACGAGUCCGUCAUCGGAUGCACGCGAUGUUUUGUUGA